AUGCAAGCCAUGAAGGUGAGGUGUCGAAGGCAUCGCUCACGUCAGAGAGGUCUGUCGAAGGCAUCGCAUGCGACACAUGACUCCGAGGUGCCGACGGCAUCGCUCGCACUAAAUGACAAUGGGGUGUCGAAGGCAUCGCUCGAGUCGAAUGAUGGCAGGGUGCCGAAGGCAUCGCUCACGCCGAAGACAGUGCACGCCGAAUGA
This is a messenger RNA of Prunus armeniaca (apricot), 204 nucleotides long. The record is from the annotation of a GenBank genome assembly. NCBI's taxonomy places the organism in Eukaryota, Viridiplantae, Streptophyta, Magnoliopsida, Rosales, Rosaceae.